CACAGCUCCGGUUUAGCUGCUAUAAUAUCCUGUAUGUUACAGUCACUGGGUCAUUGUGUAAAUAAAUACAGCCUGUUGGCUAACAUCUGCUAACAUUGCGCUCAGAGAAAAUGUAGCUUUCAUGGUUUUAUGUUAAUGUGCGUAGGCGUCAGUUUUUGUAAAUAAAAUGGACUUUUCCAUUUCCUUAAAAUAAGUUACCUGGCGCUAAUUAUACAUGCAUAUGCAUACAUUUAUCCUCAUAUUGGGCACACUAGGACACGUCUGGACUGUUGUAGCCCGAAGAAGCUACCAUGAAGAUUUACAGUAUAUUCGUAAUUGCUGAUUUAUUUUGACUCAACUCAGGGGCGUUUUAAGGGACUAUGCGGCCCCAGCUAAAGGGAGCUUAUGGGGCUUUUCUACCUCAGGCUUUUGUUCAGUUGACUACAGUUUUUGACACUAGUGUACUUGAUAAUGAUUCAGUUGUUGCACUUGCUGACUUGUAAAACCAGAAUUGGAUGUUAAUGUCUAAAGCGUUAAGGACACACAUGAUGUGUUUCAGGGUUUGUAUUUUAGGACGUUUAGAUCCUUUAUUUGCUAAGGAAACCAUACAGACCUACUGAUCUUCUUCUGGCAGGUAUUUAUUAGUGGGAUUGCUGCAGACAAUCCACUUUAUGUUGUUCUUUUGUGGUCAUGUUUCAUUCUUCCUUAUUAAUUCUUCUGUUUUGUUUUUAUUUCAAUAGCACAACUUCAUUCAAAGGUCAUGAAGAAAAAGAUUUCAAGCCUCUCCCUCGUGUUAACAGACACACUGUUUUCUGGAUCAUGGCGUCUGUAGGUGUGACCUACUAUGUGGAUUUCUUCCGCAACAUCAUAGAGAACGAUGAUAUUAAAAGUUGGUGGUUCAAUGUGGGUCUGGCACUGCUCGGGGUCUGCCUCACUCUGGCCACGUUCUGCAUUGUGUACCUGGAGUGGGUCAAAGGAAUCCAGCACUAUGACCUAGAAUACCCGGCCAUUCCACCCCUCGCCACCGCAGCCUUUAUUGCCGCAUCAUGCAGCUUUAACAUAGCUCUGUGGCCAGUGUGGGCUUUCUUCACCCCACUCAUCCUCUUCACACAGUUCAUGGGUGUUGUCAUGUUCAUCUCUUUACUUGGAUGACUGACAGGUCCAGCAUAACAACAUUUUUUUUUACCACGCAGUUUAGUUUUGGUUUUAAAUAAUGUUUCUCUGUGGCUGACACAUCAAGUCAACACUGUCAAGCUCUCGCACGCCUUCAGAAUAAAAGCACUUAUAUGACAGGAACCCACCUGUAAUGAAGAUGGAAAGAACAGGGCUGUUUUAGAAUGGUAUGCCAAAGUCCAUAGAUAAAAUCAGUGAUUUUUGAUUUGUGACCUCGUGAACUAAAAACACGGAUACUCUCUAUGCAGUUUGGUGUUGAAACUUGAGUUUCCAGUCAGAAGAAGGCUGGCGGUGAGUGUCAGUCAGUGCAGUGUGGACCAUGCAUCAGUAAUAAUGACAGUAAAGUUUUUUUCAGAAUAAGGUCAAAGGUCAGAUUAUUGUUGUCUGCUGUAAUUAAUUUUUAUCAUGCACACCUGUUGAUCUCCUGUGAAUUGUGUGUUUGUGUGUGUGGACAGAACUUAAGUUUUUUGACCAUUUGUAACUCACCAUUUGUAUUUUUUUUUUUUUUUUAUUCAUGCAGUUUGUGGUGAGGUGUGUAAAGAUGUCUGCUUCUAAAGUGUUUUUGUCUCUAAUAAAACUAUUGUUGCUAUAAGCUACAAGCACAACA
Messenger RNA from Solea solea (common sole), 1759 nucleotides. It is a transcript of the gene tmem128, whose product is annotated as transmembrane protein 128. Bases 670 to 1131 code for a protein of 153 amino acids. The transcript is spliced from 5 exons. Lineage: Eukaryota; Metazoa; Chordata; Actinopteri; Pleuronectiformes; Soleidae. The record is from RefSeq and is a predicted model, not a curated record.